Messenger RNA from Neoarthrinium moseri, 651 nucleotides. RefSeq lists its product as uncharacterized. Gene Ontology annotation, molecular function: protein binding. NCBI's taxonomy places the organism in Eukaryota, Fungi, Ascomycota, Sordariomycetes, Amphisphaeriales, Apiosporaceae. The coding region runs from base 1 to 651 and encodes 216 amino acids. The transcript has a single exon. The record is from RefSeq and is a predicted model, not a curated record.
AUGGCCACCAAUCCAUAUCUCCUCGCCGCCGACAACCCCACGGCGCUUCUUGCCCUCCUCCGCGAAAGCCCGAGCCUUGCGUCUGGCCAGGAUGAACAUGGAUACUCCCUUGUCCACGCCGCAGCAAGCUAUAACCACCUUGAUCUCCUACGAGCGUUAAGCCGCGACUUCCAGGUGAACGUUAACCUGCGCGACGAGGACGACGAGACGGCCCUGUUCGUGGUCGAGACUGUUGACGCUGCCAAGGUCCUUGUGGAGGAGCUGGGUGCGGAUUUGCUCGCUAAGAACGGCUCUGGACAGACGGCGCGAGAGAAGAUACUAGAGGAGGCUGAUUUCCCAGAAGUCGCUGAAUACCUCAAGACGGCAGAGCGGGACCAAGGUGGCGAUCUUCCCAACGGUAACAGCACCGACGGACAGACCGAGGGGUUGCCUCCCCCUCCAGAGGGCAUGACAGUGUCUGUGGGUACCAUGGCGCCCGUCGAAGAGAACGAGGGCGAGAUUGACCCCGAAUUCCGGAGGCGCAUCGAGGAACUGGCUGAGCGCGAUGACUUCCACACGGAAGCCGGCCAAGCCGAGCUACGGCAGCUCGUCCAGGACGCCAUCUCGGACCGCAAUCUCGCAGAUCGUAAUGUUCGCCAGAGGCAAGACUGA